AUGGCAACCAAGCAAUCUUCCCAUCACUUGCCAUUGCCUCAAUCGAGCCACAGCUGCUCUUGCAGCCAUCACUAUGGGACUGGUAGCAUGUCGUCAGCUCCACCAACCAACCCCGCGACCCCAACGCUUAGCCAUUUAAGCCUUGCGAACCACGGCCGAGGCGAACCAGACGUCCCUGAGUCUUGGACCCUCAUGGACCCUGUUGCGCCAACCUGCACUGCCGGGUUUAGUCAGGCCUACUCCCAGAGCUCUUCUGAGCUCUGCAUCUUCGCUGACCUCCUUAUCCCCGGCCGUGGUGACCCCGUGCCCAAAGCUGCCGUAGGCAUUUCAACCGAGGAUGGCUCCAUUACCUACGUGGGACCACAGUCACACAUGCCUCAGCACCUCUGGGCAGCAUCCCGCACAACUACCCAUCCGGCCACUCUUGGUGCCAUGAUAACACGUGGACUUCAUGAUACUCUUAUGGCUGGCUUCACCUCGGUCAGAGAUGUAGGCUCGUAUGCCACUGAGGUAGCUCCUCUUGUCGAUUCCGGGUUCUUACUCGGACCUAACAUCUUUGGCGCUGGAGCUGCCAUUGGGAUUACUGGCGGCAGCUGUGAUGCAUGUACUUUGCUGGGCGACUUUGUUGCGACACGCCAAGGCACUUCGCCCCUCCACCCCUGGCCGGGUGUAGCAACCCUCGUCAUUGCCGACGGUGUUGAUGAGUGCCGCCGCGCAGUCAGGCAGCAGAUCAGGCGCGGUGCUCGAUGUAUAAAGGUUGUAGCAACCGGUGGUGUUCUCAGCACUGCCGAUGACCCUCAAUACCGUCAGUACUCAGACGAAGAGCUGCAUGUCCUUAUGAGCGAGGCACAGUUGCAGGGUAGAGCUGUGGCCAUCCAUGCCCACGGCAAGUCAGGCAUUAUGGCUGCAGUUCGUGCGGGAGCCAAGACUAUUGAGCACGGCAGUUAUAUCGAUGAGGAGGCUGCUGAGCUUAUGGUUGCACGAAAUGUGUCUCUUGUGGCCACCCGUAAGGUAAUAGAGGCAGGUCUGAAGAACCUCGACUCGUUGAACCCUCCUACGGCGCUUAAGAUGAAGAAUAUUGCUGCGCAGCAUGCCCACGCCUAUGCUUUGGCUAUCCGCAAGGGCGUUAAGAUUGCCCUGGGCACUGAUAUUAGCGGCUCGAAUCCUAAGUCGGGCACCGCCCAUGGUAAGAACGGUGCUGAGCUGGUAUAUGCGGUUGCCGCUGGCCUGUCGCCUCUGGGAGCUAUCGAAGCUGGCACUAUCAACUCCGCAGAAACCCUAGGCCCCCAAACCCCCAAGAAAGGGCUAAUCAAGGUUGGCUGGGAUGCUGAUAUGAUUGCUUUAAAUGAAAACCCACUUGACAACAUUCACCUGUUUGCCAACCCCGAGAAUAUCAAGUACGUUUGGAAGGGUGCAAUGUUGGUUAAAUCCCCACAAGGACAGAUGCUGUGGCCGCCUCUGAAGUAG
Molecule: messenger RNA, 1467 nt
Organism: Fusarium oxysporum Fo47
Lineage: Eukaryota; Fungi; Ascomycota; Sordariomycetes; Hypocreales; Nectriaceae
Product: metal-dependent hydrolase family protein
Exons: 2
Coding region: 1-1467 (488 amino acids)
Molecular function (GO): hydrolase activity, acting on carbon-nitrogen (but not peptide) bonds
Source: RefSeq, a predicted model, not a curated record